AUGACGCCACUUUGCCUCUUCUUUGCUGCUGCUUCCUCUAUCGAGUCCUGUGGAUCGGACCUGCUGGGGGGUCUGACCCUGCUGGGUGUGGGGAUUUGGGUGCGUGUGGAUAAGGGUUUGUUCCUACAGGUGUUGAGUCCCUUCUCCACCCUCGACACGCAGUUUGUCAAUGUGUGCUUCUUCUGCAUCGCUAUUGGAGGAGUGCUGGUUCUACUGGGUGUACUGGGCUGCUGUGGAGCCCACAAGGGGAGCAAGUGUCUGCUGCUACUGUUUUUCUCCAUCAUCCUGAUUAUUUUCAUCGCUGAAGUGGCAGCCGGAACGGUGGCCCUCGCCUACUCUUCAUUUGCCGAGGGGAUUCUUAAAGCAUGGGCCACCCUUGUCUUGAAGAACCAGUAUGGCAGCGAUCCGGUGGUCACCAAGAUCUGGAACAGCACCAUGACCGAGCUGAACUGCUGUGGCUUCACCAACUACACAGACUUUACUGACUCGUACUACUCUGAGCAGCGUGAGGGUAGCUACCCACCCAGCUGUUGCCAGCUAGACACUGCCCCCUGCAGCCAGCAGCAGGCAUGGCACAGUGAUGUUCAGGGCUGUUUCGAACAGCUGUUGACGGCCCUUCAGAAGCAUGCCAACAUCGUAGGUGGGAUAGCCGUAGGCAUCGGAGGGCUGGAGGUGGCAGCGAUGCUGGUAUCCAUGUACCUGUAUUGCUAUCUGGACAACAAUGUCAGCUGAGACUUUGUAUUGGACAGACAAUAUGUUGUUAUGUACUGUGAAAGGUUAAUAAUAGUGAUUGUAGUGCCAUUAUAUCUGAUAGGUUGCCUUGAUGUUAUUAUCUACAAAUGUAUAUCAGUUAUCCAUUAUUUUACGUUUACUAAUCAAGUGAGAUAUCUUUUUAAUUAAUAGCACACA
Oncorhynchus gorbuscha (pink salmon) is the source of this 909-nucleotide messenger RNA. Its product is annotated as tetraspanin-1. The record is from RefSeq and is a predicted model, not a curated record. The transcript has 7 exons. The coding region runs from base 1 to 732 and encodes 243 amino acids. NCBI's taxonomy places the organism in Eukaryota, Metazoa, Chordata, Actinopteri, Salmoniformes, Salmonidae. Gene Ontology annotation, cellular component: membrane.